Kwoniella mangroviensis CBS 8507 is the source of this 501-nucleotide messenger RNA. RefSeq lists its product as uncharacterized. The coding region runs from base 1 to 501 and encodes 166 amino acids. The record is from RefSeq and is a predicted model, not a curated record. NCBI's taxonomy places the organism in Eukaryota, Fungi, Basidiomycota, Tremellomycetes, Tremellales, Cryptococcaceae. The transcript is spliced from 2 exons.
AUGCCUCAACAAUCGGCACAAUCGUCCAGUGGGACUGACCCCACUGCGAUAUGCAGCUGUAAGCGAACCGAUCAACCUUAUAUCACUGUUCCAGGGUCUCAGCAAUUCUGUGAAGAGCUUUGUAAAAAUGAUCCCUCAUGCCAUGCGUCUCUAUCAAGUCAUUCACAGAACAUGCAAGGAAACUACGGACAGGGCGGUACUAACGAAGGAGCGUUUGAAACGUUCGAUAGCAUGGCUUCGCAUUUUGAAGGCGCCCAACAAGGUUCCUCUGAGAAUUUGGGUGGCAAUUUUAACUUUUCAGCGCCAUCUAGACCUGCUGAACGAGGAACGGCAGCUUAUGACCGGAUCCAAGUCAGCGGCUUGUUGGACAUGCAAGCACAGGUCGCGAGUAUGAGUCCAGAACAGCAAGAAACGUUCCAUCAAUGGUUAGGGCAUUACACGAGGACAGGGGAAGAAUGGUAUAACCCGGAUGAUGGUCAACAUAACCCCAAUGCUGGAUAG